Molecule: messenger RNA, 475 nt
Organism: Trifolium pratense (red clover)
Lineage: Eukaryota; Viridiplantae; Streptophyta; Magnoliopsida; Fabales; Fabaceae
Product: receptor-like protein 9DC3
Exons: 1
Coding region: 24-425 (133 amino acids)
Source: RefSeq, a predicted model, not a curated record
ACCAGUUGAGGGGUGAGAUUCCUAUGUCUCUCACAAAGCUGAAUUUUCUCUCAUUCUUGAACCUUUCACAAAACCAUCUCGAGGGAAUGAUACCUAAAGGUCAACAGUUUGAUACAUUUGGAAAUGAAUCCUAUGUAGGAAAUACAAUGUUAUGUGGAUUACCAUUGUCUAAAUCAUGCAAAAAUGAUGAAGAUCGGCCACCACUUUCAACAUCUGAAGAUGAAGAGGAAUCAGGAUUUGGUUGGAAAGCAGUAGCAAUAGGAUAUGUCUGUGGGGCAAUAUCUGGGUUGCUGUUGGGUCAUAAUGUAUUCUUCUUUGGGAAACCAGUAUGGCUUGCAAGAGCAAGACUUGUUGAACAAAUGUUUAACUUGAGACUGAAGAGAACAAACAACCGAGCCGGUGCAAAUCGCAGAAGAAUGAAUUAAUUGGAUGUUGGUCUUUUAUAAUAUAUAGAUAUGUUUGUUUGUAAUUUCAA